Messenger RNA from Papilio machaon (common yellow swallowtail), 1245 nucleotides. It is a transcript of the gene mms4, whose product is annotated as crossover junction endonuclease EME1. Gene Ontology annotation, biological process: replication fork processing; mitotic intra-S DNA damage checkpoint signaling; resolution of meiotic recombination intermediates. NCBI's taxonomy places the organism in Eukaryota, Metazoa, Arthropoda, Insecta, Lepidoptera, Papilionidae. Bases 13 to 1245 code for a protein of 410 amino acids. The record is from RefSeq and is a predicted model, not a curated record. Gene Ontology annotation, cellular component: nucleus; Holliday junction resolvase complex. The transcript has 10 exons.
CCAGCUCUAAGCAUGGAUAGUAGAAUAUUUAGAAGUGUAACAAACGGAUACACAAAUCAAAAUAUUGAUUGUAUUGACGACUUAUGCUAUGAUUUAUACGUAUCAUCAAACACAGAGGAGAAUUGUAAGGAUGUUCUGGAGGAUUUGCCUCCGGUGGAUUUGAACCUGUCAUACUCAGGUUCAACUUCAAACAGUGGGUCCCAACAAUCAUCAACUAGGAAAAAUAUAGACAAGGCAGUGGAAGGUGGGGGUAGUAUUAAAAAUAAAAGAUCAGAUAGAGAAAGUGCCAAACAGAAAAUAGCCGGUGAGAAAGCUGCAAAGAAACAGAUGCAAGAAUUAAAUAAGAUUUAUAAGCCUGGGGAAUGUAUGAAGUACAUGCAAGUAGAGGUGCAUCCAUCUUUCAUGGAGAAGUGGUACACGGGUGACAUAGAACGGGAAGUGUCACUCAGUGGUGCAAAGAUUGUCACCUCUUUAGACCUAUUUGAUCCCAGUCUAGUGUUGUGGAAGAGGAGUGUGCCGCAGAAAUUGGUUUCUAAUGAUGGAAAUUUAGAUAUGACACCACGUCAUGAAGUCAGUGAUCGUGGACUCUAUGUGAUGACGGCUGCGGACGCUGCACAAUACAUAUGUGAACACAAGUUGUCACAACAUGUUGCUGCUGCCAUAGAGAUGGCUAAUGUCAAACUAACACUUGUUAUAUUUGGUGAACAGGAAUAUUUCAAGACUGCAUCAAAGAAAAAAGGAAACAAUCAGGUUAUGAGCGAAGUGGACUUAGAAAUGGCUAUCUCGGAUCUGCUUGUCAGUACAGGAAGUGAUACAGUUGUGGUGAAUCAAGCCAAUGAACUUGCCUUACUUAUUGUACAAUUCACUAAAGCUAUUGCCGAAGCGCCAUACAAACAGUUAAAACGCGCUUGUGAUGAGCAAGCAGACUUCUACAUGCGCGGGGAUAAUAAAAAAUGUGUUUCAGUGGAUAAAGAUGGUAACGGAUUAAGUUGUCUAUGGCAGCAAAUGCUAGCGGUGUUGCCACAAAGCAGCUUGGAGACAUCGCGCGCUCUAUGCGCACAUUAUAAAACGCCGUCUGACUUGUAUGAGACUCUGCAUUUGCCAGAAGGUGUGAAGACAGUGGCUGAGUUAGGAGUGACUCGCUCGGCAGUUCCAGGCAGUAGAGCACGGCGAGUUGGACCUGAAUUUGCCAGGAAAUUACACAGCCUACUGACUGCCGAAGAUGGAAAUAUGUUAAUUGAAUGA